GUCCCUGAAGGUCGCGGGGCCUCGAGUUUUUGUUUUCUUUUUUUCCCGCUGCGUGCCUAGCCGCUCCUGUCCCCUCAGCUCACCGUGUCCGCGGCUGAAGCGCCAGCGGCCUGCCCGAAAGCAGUCUCCUCACAGGAGCACCUGUCUCAGCUCAGUCCCAGAAUGGCGCUUCCCCCAAGUCCCUUGGCUAUGGAAUAUGUUAAUGACUUUGACUUGAUGAAGUUUGAAAUAAAGAGGGAGCCCUCUGAGGGCCGAUCGGGGCUCCCCACAGCCUCACUGGGCUCAACACCUUACAGCUCGGAGCCUCCUUCACCCACCUUCAGCGAGCCCGGCAUGGUGGGCGGCAGCGAGGGCCCCAGGCCAGGCCUGGAGGAGCUGUACUGGUUGGCCACCCUGCAGCAGCAGCUGGGGGCUGAUGAGGUGCUGGGGCUGAGCCCCGACGAAGCUGUGGAGCUGCUGCAGAACCAGGGCCCGGUCCCUGUAGAAGGGACCCAUGGUUACUAUUCAGCGAGCCCAGGAGAGACAGGAGCCCCGCAUGCCCAGCUGCCCGAGAGGUUUUCGGACGCGGCGCUGGUCUCGAUGUCCGUGCGCGAGCUGAACCGGCAGCUGCGGGGCUGUGGGCGAGACGAGGCCCUGCGGCUGAAGCAGAGGCGCCGCACGCUCAAGAACCGCGGCUACGCGCAGGCCUGCCGCUCCAAGCGGCUGCAGCAGCGGCGCGGGCUGGAGGCCGAGCGCGCCCGCCUGGCGGCCCAGCUGGACGCCCUGCGGGCCGAGGUGGCCCGCCUGGCUCGCGAGCGCGACCUCUACAAGGCCCGCUGUGACCGGCUGACCUCCAGCGGCCCCGGGGCCGACGACCACACGCACCUCUUCCUCUGAGCCUCUCAGGGCAGGGGAGUGUGGCUGGGUGGAUGGCGCUAGAGGGUAUCUAUCACUCACCAAAUC
Meriones unguiculatus (Mongolian gerbil) is the source of this 942-nucleotide messenger RNA. RefSeq names its product neural retina leucine zipper (gene Nrl). NCBI's taxonomy places the organism in Eukaryota, Metazoa, Chordata, Mammalia, Rodentia, Muridae. Gene Ontology annotation, molecular function: RNA polymerase II cis-regulatory region sequence-specific DNA binding; DNA-binding transcription factor activity, RNA polymerase II-specific. The coding region runs from base 163 to 876 and encodes 237 amino acids. The record is from RefSeq and is a predicted model, not a curated record. The transcript is spliced from 3 exons. Gene Ontology annotation, cellular component: nucleus. Gene Ontology annotation, biological process: regulation of transcription by RNA polymerase II.